Messenger RNA from Hyaloperonospora brassicae, 2100 nucleotides. Lineage: Eukaryota; Oomycota; Peronosporomycetes; Peronosporales; Peronosporaceae. The record is from the annotation of a GenBank genome assembly.
AUGAAGUUGUCCUUGCGACCAUUGACUGCAACACUAGCGCUGCUGCAGCUCGCACUGCCGGCUGCAACUGCUGUCACUCACGUUCGCAACACAACCAACAGCGGCAACAUCGACGCUGUCGAUGACGUCAAAGACGCCAAGUGGCACUGGGACAACGACCGGCUCCCCGGCGUCCACUCUGCGCUGCAGGCCGCCUUCUUCAACACGUUCAAGCCCGACGACGUGACCCAAACAUGCGCUGGCAGUGAUCGACCUGCCACAGCGCUCGCGACCCGUCCAGUGCGUGGCGCAAACCUCGGCGGGUGGCUCGUACUCGAGCCGUGGAUCACGCCGACGCUGUUCUACCAGUUCCUCGGCACGCCCGAGCGCUUUGGCGCGCAGGCGCCCGAGAAGACGGCCAUGGACAUGUACACGUUUUGCACGGCGCUCGGGAAAGAAGAAGCGAACCGCCAGCUGCGCAUUCACUACGACCAGUGGGUCACGGAGAAGGACAUUGCUGCGCUCGCGGAAGCCGGCAUCAACUCGCUGCGAGUGCCCGUGGGCGACUGGAUGUUCAACCCGUACGAGCCCUUCAUCGACUGCACAACUGGUGCCGUCGAAGCGCUCGACCGCGUGGCGGACCUCGCGCUCAAGUACAACAUGGACAUUCUGCUGGACAUCCACGGCCUCAUUGGCUCGCAGAACGGCUUUGACAACAGCGGCAAGUCCACGGCCGUCAAGUGGACGUCCAUUGCGAGCACGCAGCCCGUGGGCACAACGACGUUUGAGCACUGGCCGAUCCGUCAGGCCGAGUGGGUCGGUACGUUUGACCCUGCAACGAACACGUACAGCGACGUCAACUACGAGCACCUGACGCACUCGCUCGACACUGUCACGGCCAUUGUCGACCGGUACGCCGGCCACGCUGCGGUCCGCGGCCUCGAGCCCGUGAACGAGCCCUGGGAACACACACCUAUGGCGCUGCUCCAGCAGUACUACUGGAAGUCGUACCAGCGCGUGAAAGCGCGGGCUCCGCACUGGCAGGUUGUGCUCCACGACUCGUUCCGCUUUGGCGUGCAGUUCUGGGCGCACUUCCUGCGCGGGUGUCCCGACGUGGCCCUCGACACGCACGUGUACCAGGCGUGGCACUCGCCGGGCACAGCGGCCGACUACUUUGCCAACGCGUGCGAGCAGAAGCACUCGAUCGCUGCGAUGGAGACCGCCUCGAUGCCGGUCAUUGUCGGCGAGUGGUCCCUCGGCACGGACAACUGCGCCAUGUGGCUCAACGGCUUCAACGACAACCUGCCGGGCUUCCCGACCGUCCCGUGCCGCCUGACCGAGUGCCCCGUGCACAGCACGUACCUCGCCGAGGGGUUCCCCGGUACGCCGUUGGACCGCACGAAACCGCUUCAGGGCCCGUACGGCACCGGGGUGUCCGGUCCGGCGGUCGGCCUGUGCCCCGUCACGAGCAACACGUCGUUCGGCCAGCAGAGCGACCGCGACGAGCGCACGUUCACGCGCAGCCUCAACCUCAAGAAGCUCAACGCCUUUGCAGCCGGUCACGGCUGGUACUUUUGGAAUUUCAAGACCGAGUUGGGCUCGCGGUGGAGUUUCUUGGACCUCGUGCGCCGCGGCGCGUUCCCCGCAAACGUCUCGAGCUACGACAGCGAUGCCGAAGUCACGAACGCCUGUCGCGACGAAGAUGCGGGUGCGUUCACGUGUGGGGCCAAGCGCGGCGUACCUGUCAAUGACCUGCAGCGAGGACUCGACUAUGCGUGUGGUGAGGUGGACUGCGCGGGCCUUGGCAGCCGCUUUGAGACGAUUGAGGAGCGCUGUGACUGGGCGUUCAACGCGUACUGGCAAACCCAUCGCGAAGAGGGCAGUACGUGCGACUUUGGUGGGGCUGCCCACUUGCUCGCGCUGCCCAGUGCCUCGAGCGCAGCGCUUCAGCUGGUUGAGGUCUCGUGGUCGUUCAGCAGUGACGUGUCCACGUGGACACUCGUUGCGGGUGUUAUUGCAGGCGCUAGCGGAUUGACUGCUGCUCUUCUGGCGCUUGUGCGGCAGCGAAGACGAGGAGAGUACUCGCCGUUGCUCGGGCACGUGGUGCGUGGGAGUGUCUAA